AUGACAACUUCAUUCUCCACCUUAAUAUUUGUCUCUUUUGCUCUUCUCUUCUCUUCACCUUUUGGGGCUGAAGCACGGCCCAAGCCAAAUAUACCCAUCUCUUCUCUCGUCACCAAAACUCUUUUCGACUCCUUUUUCCUACACAAAGAUGACGCUGCAUGCCCUGCUAAAGAUUUCUACACCUACCACUCCUUCAUUCGUGCAUCAAAAUCCUUCCCUGCAUUCGGUACCACUGGUUGUUUAGCCACGCGCAAGCGUGAGAUCGCUGCGUUUCUCGCUCAGGUUUCUCAUGAAACCACUGGUGGAUGGGCCACUGCACCUGAUGGUCCAUUUGCUUGGGGCUUGUGCUUCAAGGAAGAAAUUAGUCCUCAGAGUAAUUACUGUGAUUCUACUAACACCCAAUGGCCUUGCUUCCCUGGCAAAAGUUACAAGGGAAGAGGACCAAUUCAACUUUCUUGGAACUACAACUAUGGACCAGCAGGGAAGGCGUUGGGAUUUGAUGGGCUGAGGAAUCCAGAGAUUGUGGCGAACAAUUCUGAGAUAGCCUUCAAAACUGGUCUGUGGUUUUGGAUGACUGAGCAAAAGCCAAAACCUUCUUGCCACGACGUGAUGGUUGAGAAAUACGUGCCUACAGAAGCUGACAUAGCAGCGAACCGAACAUCUGGUUAUGGCUUGGUGACUAACAUAAUCAAUGGUGGACUGGAAUGUGGGAUUCCUGGUGAUGCAAGAGUCAAUGAUCGGAUUGGGUUUUUCGAAAGAUAUACAAAGUUGUUCAACGUGGACACUGGACCUAACUUGGAUUGUGCAUAUCAGAAACCCUUCUAA
Sphenostylis stenocarpa is the source of this 825-nucleotide messenger RNA. The record is from the annotation of a GenBank genome assembly. NCBI's taxonomy places the organism in Eukaryota, Viridiplantae, Streptophyta, Magnoliopsida, Fabales, Fabaceae.